AAGGACUCGACUCACAGCAGAUCACUGUCUCCUUCUCGGGAUUUUAAAUGGAAAACGGAGGCGUUGAAAACCAUGCGUUUCAUAUGGAUGAACACGGCAGUGAAGACGCUACAGGGAAACAUGUCCACACGCAGAGGAGGGAGGAAGAGGAGGAGGAAGAACACAGGAACAAACCAACCUACUGUGUCACUGACGUCCCGCCCUGGUACCUGUGUGUACUUCUGGCUCUUCAGCAUUACCUCACAGCGUUUGGAGGAAUCAUCUCGAUCCCUCUGAUCCUCUCGGAGCGUCUCUGUCUGCAGAACGACCCCCUCACACAGGGACGCCUCAUAAACACCAUCUUCUUUGUGUCUGGGCUGUGCACGCUGCUGCAGGUCACUCUGGGCGUCAGACUGCCCAUCCUCCAGGGGGGGACGUUCACGUUGGUGACCCCCGCCAUGGCGUUACUGUCUCUGCCCGAGUUCGAGUGCCCGGCCUGGACUCAGAACUCCAGCCUGGUGAACACGUCGUCUCCUGUUUUCAUCGAGGUGUGGCAGAGUCGUUUACGGACGCUGCAGGGCUCCAUCAUGGUGGCGUCGGUGCUGCAGGUGGUGGUUGGUUUCUCUGGUCUCAUUGGUUUCCUGAUGAGGUUCAUUGGGCCUUUGACCAUCGCUCCCACUGUGUCUCUGAUCGGUUUGUCUCUGUACGACUCGGCCGGAGACAGAGCGGGAAGCCACUGGGGCAUCUCUGCAAUGACCACGGUGCUGAUCGUCCUCUUCUCUCAGUAUCUCUGUCGGGUUCCUCUGCCCAUCCCCACGUACAGCAGAACCAGGAAACUGCACACCUCCAAGUUCUACAUCUUCCAGAUCAUGCCCAUUCUUUUGGGGAUAUCGGUCUCGUGGCUGGUGUGUUACCUCCUCACCAUCUACGACGUCCUGCCCUCUGACCCUGACAAAUACGGCUACGUGGCUCGGACUGACGUUAAGGGCGACGUCUUAGACCGCGCCCCGUGGUUCAACUUCCCUUAUCCCGGUCAGUGGGGGAUGCCGACGGUCAGCUUGGCGGGAGUCUUUGGCAUGCUGGCUGGGAUCGUGUGCUCGAUGGCGGAGUCUGUGGGCGACUAUCACUCCUGUGCCAGACUCUCCGGAGCUCCUCCUCCCCCAAAACACGCCAUCAACCGGGGCAUCGGCGUGGAGGGGGUGGGGUCCCUGCUGGCCGGAGCCUUUGGGACCGGGAAUGGGACGACCUCCUUCAGUGAGAACAUAGCUGCUCUGGGUAUCACUAAGGUUGGAAGCCGAACGGUGAUCCUGGUGAGCGGAUUUAUCAUGAUUUUAAUAGGAAUUCUGGGAAAGAUCGGGGCCAUAUUUACUACCAUCCCCAACCCUGUAAUCGGAGGCAUGUUUUUAAUCAUGUUUGGAGUCAUAACAGCUGCUGGCAUUUCUAAUCUGCAGACGACGGAUAUGAACUCCUCCAGGAAUAUUUUCAUUUUUGGGUUUUCCAUGUUCUCUGCGCUUACGAUUCCAAACUGGUUACUGAAGAAUCCAAACAGCUUAGUAACAGGUGUUAAAGAAGUCGACCAGGUGUUGCAGAUAUUACUGACCACGCACAUGUUCAUCGGAGGGUUCCUUGGAUUCUUUCUCGACAACACGAUUCCCGGAACUAAGAAAGAGCGAGGUCUGUUAUGUUUGGAUAAAGACGACGCUGAAGACACAGGCCGAUUAUCCCAAGUUUACGAUCUUCCGUUUGGGAUAAGCUCCUUCUUUUCGAGGCGCUCCUGGGGGCGCUACAUCCCCUUUUGUCCUUGGAAUGAUGAUAGAUCCAAAGAAGAGGCUGUUAUCCAAAGUGACUCCUCAAAAAGAAACUCAAGUAUGGAGUCGUAUUUUUGACGUCGACUCCUGUGUUGACUUAACGGGAAAACUGUUUGUUUUCACUCGGAAUGCUGGGAUUUGGUCAGUACUUUUGAUUUUAGUUUGAUGAAUACUUGAAGUUGCCUUGGAUCCAGAAUAUAUUCCUCUCCAAUACUUUACGAAAAUUUGAGUCUGGAAACCGGUGAAUCUCUUCGAGUUCGAUUGGACGUGAUUGACAGGUGGAUGAGCCAAUCAGAGACGUGCAAGUUUCGUCCAAAAAUGGCGGCUUUCGAGGAAAAAUGAAAGAAAAAAACAUCACAAAGGACCAAAAAACACUAAAAUCUGUUAAUUGAAUUGCGAGAACUGUCAUUUUUAUUUGAAACGAUGGGCGACCAUUGAGCUCCUUGCGUUACUGAAAUAAACAAACGUGAUUGGAUGGCUGUUUUUGAACCUGACUUGAAGCGGGACAGAGGGCGAGGUGACCACAGAGGUAUAAUUUUGAACUUACUGGGCAAUAGUUGGACGUAUUUGCACUAUUCCACAGUAUGGUGGGUAUAGCGGACCAAAGAGUGCAGACUCGGGGAAUAUUUACAGUAUUUAUUAUAGAAAUGACAAAUAGUACAGUUUGAGGGUAGAUCCGGCGGUGAGCAGGAGGUGAGGCCAGGAUCCAGGAGCGGAACGUGGAGCGUAGCGGAGAUGAUGAUGCGGGCAGCACCAGCUCGGUUACCUCUGGCUCCGUCCCUGGUCCUGUCUCCCGCUCCGGUGCUGGUUACUCCCUGUUCCUGUCCCUGCUCCCCGCGACACAUUCCCGGACUCUGGCUCGCACCCGGCCCCUCGCCCCCUCGUCGGUCUAACCAACAUUUGUCUGUUAAUUCACAAACUGUAACUAAACACUGUAAACGUGCUCCGAGUUCUGCACCUUUUUGGUCCCACCUGCACCGACGUUACGACAUAAGCUCUUUUUCUGUAGAUCCAUGAUUCCAUCCUCAGACCCAAACAAAGAGAACAAGGGUGAGCAGCUGAAACUGGAGACAAUGGCUGUUUGUAGUUUCAGUGCGGUUAGCUCCUCCUUUCAGACAGAUAAAUUAAAAAAGUGACCAGAACUGAAGAAGUGACUUGGACGAGCAGCGAAACGUCUUCACUCCUGCAACGAUUUGUCCAGUUUGACAGAUUUAAACUUCGUCUUUUGUUCUGGAUCAGACCUGGACGACUGAGGGAUUACACAGACAUUUUGCUAAAUACCACAUUAGCAGCAUUAGCAUAUCCACUUUUUCCACUUUUUUUUUACUGAUGUUGUGUUCGUCUUUGUAAAUAUUUUCACUUUAUGCUAAUGCUGCGCUCUAGUUUAUGUUUAUAGAUCCUUUUUCCAGACCAAGAUUUAGUUUGUUUUCACUCCUGACAGUUUGGACGGCUCACUAGCGCCUCACAGUGGUCACGUGAUGUUGCUGUGACGUGGUUUAAAGAGGUUUUGGUGCUGUCUUCCUACCGAUGGAGGCAGGACGACAGCGCCACCUGCAGGACGACUUCUCCGGGACAGUAUCCGAGGUGUGUGACAGCAAAAAGGCCCCUCAUCCCGGUUUACAGUUUUACUCUCACACUUUUGGGAUACUGUCCUGAAGAAGUUUAGAAUAUUCUCUACGGAGAUCAAUACUAUAGGCCAAGUUAUAUGUCAUGUUUGUGGAGAGGCAAGCCCACUCUGAGUACGACUGCAUGUUAAUUUGUGCAGUAAAAACACAUGUAAUAAAAUAAAAGUUGUUGUUUUUG
Periophthalmus magnuspinnatus is the source of this 3590-nucleotide messenger RNA. RefSeq names its product solute carrier family 23 member 1-like. The transcript is spliced from 12 exons. Gene Ontology annotation, molecular function: transmembrane transporter activity. Lineage: Eukaryota; Metazoa; Chordata; Actinopteri; Gobiiformes; Gobiidae. Gene Ontology annotation, cellular component: membrane. The coding region runs from base 48 to 1865 and encodes 605 amino acids. Gene Ontology annotation, biological process: transmembrane transport. The record is from RefSeq and is a predicted model, not a curated record.